CGACUUUACCCACUGCAGUUGAUCACAACUAUCACCAACUCCAGAACCAUCUUACAUAACGCACUUCAGCAGAGAUUCCAACCCGGAUGUCACCACCCCCCCCCCCCCCACUAGUUGGGGCCUAAACACAACCAAGCUAUUUUAGGGGGAACCAGGCGGGGGGCAGGCGGAUGGAUGAGUUUCUGUCUCUCUUAUUUCGUCACGGGUCGAAUAACGUUAUAUUUCACUACAGAGUAUACACGAUAUACGAACAAGUCACCAGUUUUUCAUCGAAACAAGCAAACCCGAUAACGCAAAACCAAGAUGCGAUGCCAAGGAACCAAAGAAUCGGGGGCGGUGCCUUAUCAUUUCAUGACAUUCUCCACAGGAACAGGGACAAGAGAGAGCCAGCCCACCUACCGUUUGAAUUCGGUUUUUACGGAGUACAUACUGUUGGUAUAUGUAUAACUUCCAAUUAUCCAUCGAUGAAUGAGGUUUGUGUCCCGUACGGAGUACUGCAACUCAACAUUGUCGAGUUGCAGAUCAGAUCACAUGUAUCAUCCAGAAGCCAUCCCCAAAUCUCAUGCCGAAAUGUACGAGUGUGGGCUUCGAUCGGCGGUUGUACUUACGCGCCAGAAAAAUAAGAAACAAAGAAACAUAAGCAAGUAAAUCCGGCCCCGGCCUGCCGACUAAUUUGUUUUGAUUGGGUUGAAGGGGGGGGGGGAACUCAAAAUACCUUCACCGAAAGAAUGACAGGAGAGGGA
Aspergillus fijiensis CBS 313.89 is the source of this 743-nucleotide messenger RNA. RefSeq lists its product as uncharacterized. The record is from RefSeq and is a predicted model, not a curated record. Bases 171 to 623 code for a protein of 150 amino acids. Lineage: Eukaryota; Fungi; Ascomycota; Eurotiomycetes; Eurotiales; Aspergillaceae. The transcript has a single exon.